Molecule: messenger RNA, 1684 nt
Organism: Solanum verrucosum
Lineage: Eukaryota; Viridiplantae; Streptophyta; Magnoliopsida; Solanales; Solanaceae
Exons: 1
Coding region: 240-1514 (424 amino acids)
Biological process (GO): carbohydrate metabolic process
Molecular function (GO): hydrolase activity, hydrolyzing O-glycosyl compounds
Source: RefSeq, a predicted model, not a curated record
UUUCAACAAAAAUCUACAGCCAAAAGUACAAAUUCUCCCUUAACAAAGUUCAAGCUGAACAGAGAAAUGAAGAUAGCAGAAUCAAUAAAAUAUUAAGGUUCAAGUUGUUUUUGCCUCGAGAUCCAGGAAAUACAAUAAACAACUUCACUUCUGUUUUAGCCCCAACUUUACUGCAAUGUUUUUUUUCUUCUGAUAGAACAACUCAGAUAGGUAGUUUCUGACCACUAACUGCAAUCCUCAUGGCUCGAUUCUCAUCAAGAAACAGAUGUUCAUACCCUUUACUGGUUUGUAGCUUGGUGGGGUUCUUGAUUUUGCUUCAUUUCUCAUCUUUGGGUAGUUAUAGAGGUAUUAAAAAAGGGCAGAUUCAAGAAAGAUAUGAAGAGUUGGAGGAGAUCCAAAUUCCUCAACCAAGUGGAAGCCAAUCCUCAGAAGCCAACAUGCUAAUUGAUGAAUUCCUUGAUAAGUCUUCUAAACUCAGGCACAUUUUCUUUCCUGACAUGACAACUAGCAUAGACCCUAGAAAGAAUACUAAAGAUGACACCUUUUACUAUUACCCUGGGAGAAUUUGGUUAGAUACUGAUGGACAUCCUAUUCAAGCUCAUGGGGGUGGGAUUCUUUAUGAUGAAAGAUCAAGAAUGUAUUAUUGGUAUGGAGAGUACAAGAAUGGUCCUACUUAUCAAUCCCCCAGGAAGAAUGUAGCUCGGGUAGACAUCAUUGGAGUUGGCUGCUACUCUUCUAAGGAUUUGUGGACUUGGAAGAAUGAGGGUAUUGUACUAGCUGCGGAGGAACAUGAUGAGGAUCAUGACCUUCACAAGACUAAAGUAUUGGAGAGGCCUAAAGUGAUCUACAAUGAGAAGACAGGUAAAUAUGUAAUGUGGAUGCACAUUGAUGAUUCAAAUUAUACCAAAGCCUCUGUUGGAAUUGCUAUAAGCAAUUCCCCUACUGGUCCUUUUCGAUAUCUAUACAGUAAAAGGCCUCAUGGUUUUGAAAGUAGGGACAUGACUUUGUUCAAAGAUGAUGAUGGUAAGGCAUAUGUUAUUUACUCCUCUGUACACAACAGGGAGCUUCAUAUUGGUCUUCUUGAUCAAGAUUAUGUAGAUGUUACUAAUGUUAUGUCAAGGGUUCUCGUGGGGCAGUUUAGAGAGGCCCCCGCCUUGUUCAAGUACCAAGGAACUUACUACAUGAUCACAUCAGGAUGCAGUGGUUGGGCACCAAAUGAGGCACUGGCUCAUGUGGCUGAAUCAAUUAUGGGUCCAUGGGAGACUAUAGGCAACCCAUGUAUAGGAGCUAACAAAGUUUUUCGGGUCACCACAUUCUUUGCUCAGAGCACAUAUGUGCUCCCCAUUGCACCUGGUUCGUUUAUUUUCAUGGCAGAUCGCUGGAAUCCAGAUGAUUUGGAUGAUUCUAGAUAUAUAUGGCUUCCUUUGAAUAUGGAAGAAGUAACGGGCAGCCAACGACCAAGAGUAUCUAUCUUUUGGCACAAAAGAUGGAAGCUCUUUAAAAGUCCAGUAUAGAAGAAUGCUUAUAGUUUUCUCAUCAUUGAGCAAGGUACUAGUUUUCUGUGGAGUAUUAGAACUAAUGUGAAGUGAUGCAAGGAUAUCUAUUAGAAUACCUUGUUACCUUGUUGGAACUUGCAUUACACACAAUUUUAUGCCAUGUAUAUCAAGAUGUAUGAUUGCAGCUU